AGAAGUUCAUCAGAAAGAACAAUAUCAGAGGGGCAAAGAAUGCAUCUUCUGAACAAGAUCCCAAAUGUUCAAGAUAAAGUCCAUCAAUUUUUAGUAGAUGGAAUAAUCAGCAAGCAACUUGCAGAAAAUGGCAGUCUGCUAUCCAUUAAAGAUAAAUGUUAAAUAAUGUCAAUAUUGAUAAUUUAUCACAUUCAAAAUACAAUUAUGUAUUUUAGUCCAAUUUAUUAUAUGGGGUUAUCGAUUAAAGGAACCAUACACGCAAGCCUAUAAGGACACAACCCUUCUAGGAUUUAGUCACAUAGUAACCAGUGACACGUUAGUGCAGACUUUCACUAUAGAUAGCUUCAAAAUUAUAUCAGAAGAAGAUAACCAAAAGUAGAUCUAGCUCUCCCCUGGUACUGAUUAUACAGCUACUUAUGUUUGGAAUGAAAUAUGACAUAGCACUGGCAGAGGCUUUUUUGGUUCCAUCUUCACAUUCCAAAGCAUGCUUUGAUUUCAUGGAUGGCUAUCCUAAAUAGAUUGCCUACCAGAGACAGGCUGCUGUCCUGGGGAAUUUCUGUUAGAAGUGAAUGUGCGCUAUGUAACCAAGAUCUGGAGACCAGAUAUCAUUUGUUCCUUUCUUGUGACCAUUCCAAGCAUAUAUGGAAACGUGUGCUGCAAACCUGUGCAAUUCAGAGGGAUGUUGCUUACUGGAAUGGAGAUUUACAUUGGGCAGUUCACAGACUCAGAGAGAAAGCUCUAAUCUCAGUCAUCCUACACAGAGCUUGGAGCGCUUUUGUCUAUUAUUUUUGGAGAGAAAGAUAUAACAGAGUUAAUGUGCAAGCUGCAAGUUUGGGUUCCAAGGUUCAUAAAUUAAUCACAGAUGCUAUGUGUCUUUAUGGUUAG
Messenger RNA from Theobroma umbraticum, 885 nucleotides. RefSeq lists its product as uncharacterized. The record is from RefSeq and is a predicted model, not a curated record. Lineage: Eukaryota; Viridiplantae; Streptophyta; Magnoliopsida; Malvales; Malvaceae.